GGUGGUCCCUCAGAUCUGCAGUUCCAGGUGUCGGAUGACGUUUUUUGAUACAGGGGCGCAGUCGAAUCUUGGACAAAAAAGUUGCCAGCAUGAAAGAUAAAUGCAAAUCAAGCUUUAUUGCACGCUUUUAAGAAAGGGUUUAUGGGUAAAUAAUUUAAAGGAUCAGUACUUUUCUUCAAAACAUUUUCUAUUUCUAUUUUCUAUUCAUCGAAACCCAAAGACAUUCACAUUUAUGCGUCAAACUGGGACAAUCCAAAAAUAGUUGAUGUCAAGCGCUUUCUGAAACCACUCAUAAUAAACAACCACCAACGAAGCGAAGAGCAAACAAAGUUUACAGAGAACCCUUAAUACAGCCGAUAAGACGUUUAACGACUCUCAGUUUUGGAAUAACUUCUUAAAGAGAAGAAUUUCCUUCUCGAAAAUCAAUUAACUCUGCAUUAUACCCACGCUUACUCACACAAUACAAUAUAAUUAUGACUUCACUCGUAGCAAAGUUCAUCAGUAAAAAGUUUCUGGGAGAAUCAGUCUCGAACAAGUUUGGAUCAGAGGACUUGUACUUUGAAACUGUUCCUGCUUCUCGCUUGGAUGGUGUCCCAUCGAAGAAGAAGACACAAAGGAGAAGAAAAGCUAUACCUGCUGGCAUAUCAGAAAAAGAUGCAAAGAUUCUUACCAAAGUCAAGCGCCGAGCUUAUAGACUGGACAUGAGUCUAUUUAAUUGUUGUGGGAUUAGAUUUGGAUGGAGUAGCGUCAUCGGUCUCGUUCCUGCCAUUGGAGAUUUUGUUGACUUGUUCAUGGCGCUUAUGGUACUUCGAACAUGCAGUCAGGUCGAUGGCGGACUUCCGAACGGCGUCAGAUCGAAAAUGAUGUUCAAUAUCGUCCUCGAUUUUGCCGUUGGUCUCAUACCAUUCGCAGGAGAUCUUGUCGAUGCAGUCUUCCGCGCCAAUACCAGAAAUGCGCUCGAGCUUGAAAGACAUUUGCGUGACAAAGGUGCGAAAAUUUUGAAGGCAAGAGGCGAAAGAUUACCUGCCGUUGAUGUUACCGAUCCGCAUGAAUUCGAUCUUUAUGAUCAGGAACUCUCAGAUGAAGAACCUCCACGAUAUACAUCCAGAGCAAACACGGAGACUGUCAGUCCUCGUGAGCCAGGUGGACGUAAUCGUCACAGUUGGUUCGGGUAUGGCAGUAGCGCACCCGCAAAGCGAACAAAACAACCCGAUCCUGAACAAGGACGUCGCGUUGAUAGAUCAGAGCGAACAAGACAACCUGAUCCUGAACACGGACGUCGCGUUGAUAGAUCAGAGCGAACAAGACAACCUGAUCCUGAACACGGACGUCGCGUUGAUAGAUCAGAGCGAACAAGACAACCUGAUGUCGAUCAAAGUCGUCGCGAUAGAACAAACGCGGAAGAGUCUCCACUUCCAGCUCGCCCUAAGAAGGUUAGGAAGAGUGGUAGACGUUAGAGGAAUUAUGAUUGCUAUUGAGGGUUUGAAGGAUGUUCCAGGAAUGUUCCAUAUUUGAAGGGCCCCGGAAAGGUUCUAGGGAUGAUCGAUGUUUUAAUGCCGACACGGUUUCCUUUGUUGGUUCCGUAAUUGAUGACGCCUUGGUUUAUAAUAAGUAACAAGAAAACAGCUUUGGUUUAGGCGCGGGGGCUUUAGAUGUAAUAUAAGAUACCAUACCAUAGAUGCAAAUUAAUGAAAGUGGAAUUCCAUUCCUUCAAUCUGAUAAACACUCUAAUCUCCACAUCGUAUUCCAUUGAAGCCUACUCGAAUCCAGAUGUAGCGAUUUUCUGAAUCAUCAUGACUGAUUUUACUCCACCCAUUAUCAAGACUUUCACCAAUACUUCACGCGUUACCGUGGUUUCCUAUUGAUCUUCAAGGAUUAAGAUCUGAUAAGUUUGCUUGGCAUUGAGUGGAACUCAAUUGAAUGAGCUGAAUGGUUGAUUAAGUGGAAUAAGUGGUUCGUGGAUCA
This is a messenger RNA of Botrytis cinerea B05.10, 1965 nucleotides long. RefSeq lists its product as hypothetical. The transcript is spliced from 3 exons. The coding region runs from base 474 to 1457 and encodes 327 amino acids. Lineage: Eukaryota; Fungi; Ascomycota; Leotiomycetes; Helotiales; Sclerotiniaceae. The record is from RefSeq and is a predicted model, not a curated record.